GCCGGCGCUGUCGACGCUGCGGUUGUUGCCAUGGGGAUGUCGCCGCAUAGCAACGCCGGGGGACGCGGAGACAGACGCCGCUCGCGAGACGCGGCCGGGAAUCGAGGCCUGCGCCUCGGCUCGCUCAGCUGAGCCUGACUGACUUGGUAUUCACACACACCGCGCUGUGCGAGGCGACCUGUGGACAGGGCAAGGCGACGAUGAUGUCUCUCGAGAGGACGCGGCGCCGACGGGAGGUGACCGGACCCGGCGUGCACGCGGUCGCCCUGCGAGAGCGCGGUCCCAGAGUCAUGCCCGCCGUGAGCGCACAGGCGAGCGAGCGCUGGCGGCAGCAGGCGCGGGAGGACGCCCUGGCGCUCGUGCAGGCCGACAAGCUCGCGCGCGUCAAGGGCGAGUGGGAGCAGCGGAGCGAGCAGCGUGCCACGCGCUCCACGGUGGACCGCCACCUCUACACCGCCAUGCAGGGCCUCAGUCUGUCUCUGCAGGACCGCCGAGAAAGGCUGACGAAGCUGCUGGAGGAGGAGGAACGCGGCUAUCUGGAGGAGCUGCAGCGCACGCAGGAGACCACGUUGGAGCGGCAGGCUCGCAUGCGCGAGCGCGCCAAGGCCCUGAGGGAGCAGCGCGAGUGUGAGCGGCAGCAGCUGGUCACGCAAAAACUGGAUCAGCAGUUUCGAGAGCAGAGCGAGGAGCUUCGCACCGUCCUGUCGCGCUGGCACCAGGACCAGGUGUGCACCGAGCGGCACGUGCAGCUGGCGGAGCGCGACGCCGCGCGACAGCGGGAGCACCAGGAGGAGAGGCUCUUCGCCGAGCUCUGGGAGCGCGACCGCUUGGCCAAGACUGAGCGCGAGGAGAGGCAGGCACUGGAGCGCGCCGAGAGCAACCGCGAGAGCUUGCAGGCGCUGCAGCAACAACGGGCGGCUGCGCAGGAGCAGAGAGAGCAAGCGAAACGACUCAAACAGGAGGAGGCUGAGCUCAUGAGGGAGCAGCGGGAGCUUUGCAAAGUGGAGGAGGAGCGCGCCCAGCAGGACAAGCAACGCCAGCGACAGCAGACGCGAGCCAUGCUGGACUCGUCCGUGCGGUUCAAGUUGCAGCGGCUGGCACGCGAGCGGCAGGAGGAGAUGGAUUUGGACAUGAGGCUGCUUGAGCAGAUGGUGCAGACGUCGAGCAACGAGAGCCAGGACCAGCAGCAACGCAAGAUGGAGCUGCGCAAGGAGCAGCAGCUGUACCGUCAGCACUUGGCCCAGCAGGCGGAGGAGGAGCGGCAGUGCGCACGCGAGAUGGAGCGCCUGAUGGGGGCCGAGCUGGAGCGCAUGUGGCGCCGGCGCGAGGAGCAGUGGCGCCUGGAGAAGGAGGCGCGCAACCGCCUCUUCAAGGACGUCAUGGACGCACGGAAGCAGCAGAUCCAGGAGAAGCUGGACCGCAAUUCGCAUAAGCAGCAGGAGCUGAUCCAAGAUCAAAAGCUGAUGGAAGAAGCUGCGAAAGAAAGCAAACGGAUUGAGGAAGAGCAGCAAGCCAGGGUGAAGAGCGCGAACUGGGAGCAUCAGGCUGCACUGCGGUCUCAGAUAGAGCACCAGCAGAGAGUGCACGCAGUCGAGCGCCAGGCGGCACAGCAGGAGCACGAGCAGACGUUGCUGGCCCAGGCCGCCUACCAAGAGAAGCUGCACGACAUCCUUUCCCGGCCAGAGUCGGAGAGCAAGCUUGUGCACCCUCUGCGCAGGGUGCAGUCACCCUUCACGCCUCACGGAGGAGGCUCGGCAUAGAGCCGGAGCGUAUAUACAUAUACAGCUCGGUGCCUAAACACGCACACAUUCAGUGAGACGUGGGGGGGUGCCCGGGUGGCUCAAGAGGUCAGAGCGCUGAGUUGGCACAGCUGACAUUCUGGGUUCAAAUCUGCGAUUAAGCCCGGGUUUGCGAUUGUAGUGAUUUGAUGCUCUCAGAUUAUUCAGCAAUGACGGCACACAAAAAGGAAACCCAUCAGAUUACAUUAUUGCACUGAGCUUAAUUUGGAUAAAUUCCAGCUCGGAAAAUGUCUAUUUUGUUUGAUUGUCAUGUGACAAACAAUACUCUGUGUGGCAGGGUGGGUGAGAAAGUGCUGCCCCUUAGUCUGUGGACCAGGGGUCACUUGAACGGAGUUUUGAGGUAGGUCUUUGAUACCCGCUUCCGUGGGCCAUUCUCUGCACUGCUCUGAGAGCGAUCCGAAUGGAUGUAUGUUGAACUUAUUUCGCACCGUACGUAGCCAAACCGUGCGAAUCGUCUCAUGGCUUGAUAUCCAUAGCACAAGUGGGGUAAAAUUGGGGGGGGUAAAUAAAACAAAUUGUGGGACAUCGUGUACCUGGUGAAGAGUCAUGGUUCUAGUUUGAGGAGGGAAUAGACUGCCUUGGGUUUAUACAGUCUCAAGAUCACAUUUUUUUCAGGUGGUUUAAGUUAAAUAAAAUCCAUCAAUGGCUUCAUCAGAUCUUCCUAUACCAGAAGGAAAUGCAUUAUCGCGAAUCCACAGUACAGUGUGUAAAUUAAUUAAGAGCAGCCAAUUGCACUCAUGAAAUAUUUCCAAAUUUCGCUUGAUGGUUUAUGUACUUCUGUGUCAAUUUUGAAAUAAAAAAAACUUCUGGUAGUUUUUCUCACGCCAAACUCACAAAGCAAUGCCUCUUUUAUCGAAUGAGUUAAGAUGGUUAACCACCACCACUGGAAAAAAAAUCUCCAAAAUCAGAAAAAUGUUGACAGUAAACCUUCCAGAAGGGAGGAGUUAAAUAUAUAUGUGCUCUGCUUGUUGCUAUUCUUAGUAAGAUAAAUUACACUGUAGUAACCAGAUAAAUAUGGAAAUGUAUAGUGACUUGAAUCUUUACGUACCGUAAUGAUAUGAACACCAUACAAAAUACAGAUUAUUUCUGCUUCUAAAAAUGAGUAAAGUGCUAAUAAAACGAGAAUAACGUCACCUCGGCGAACCGCGAGGAACCCGUGGAACAUCUCAACCAAGAAGCGGCUCCUUUGAGAUGGAAAACAACGAUUAAAGUAGCAGUGCCAUCCUUGGCAUGCAUGGGGGUGAGGUGGGGGGGCGCACCAUAGGAAACUUAAAACAAACUUUCAAGAAAUAUCACUGUGUAACACAAUGUUUGUUCCUGGAUAGUAAGUGUUAUUUCGUAAUUGCUUGUGCCUAAAAAGUAUAGAAAAUGUCGAUUAUUCCCCACAAACGUUGCUUGUGUGACCAGGACAGUGAUAUUUUGAAAUUUACCUAUUUUCAAUGAGAAAACGGGAGAAUUUGUGUCUUUUCGUUCACAUCAAGUCAGAAAAAAACAACAUAUUAAUCAAAAUUAACAUGUAUUUAUACUAAAGUAAUACAUUUAGAAGUGAGCAGUUUUUCGAGAUUUACAAUUAUACUGUAAAUCACUUUCACUAAUCAGCCCCAAAUGUAGUCUCCCAUCAUGUUCUCGUUAUACUACAAAAGAAUAUUGUCGUGCAUAUGAUAAGCAUUGAAACAAUAAACAGCAUUGGAAGG
Molecule: messenger RNA, 3493 nt
Organism: Petromyzon marinus (sea lamprey)
Lineage: Eukaryota; Metazoa; Chordata; Hyperoartia; Petromyzontiformes; Petromyzontidae
Product: cilia- and flagella-associated protein 53-like
Source: RefSeq, a predicted model, not a curated record